This is a messenger RNA of Lemur catta (Ring-tailed lemur), 1815 nucleotides long. It is a transcript of the gene LMAN2, whose product is annotated as lectin, mannose binding 2. The transcript has 8 exons. Gene Ontology annotation, molecular function: D-mannose binding. Gene Ontology annotation, cellular component: endoplasmic reticulum-Golgi intermediate compartment; COPII-coated ER to Golgi transport vesicle; endoplasmic reticulum membrane. Gene Ontology annotation, biological process: endoplasmic reticulum to Golgi vesicle-mediated transport; Golgi organization; endoplasmic reticulum organization. Bases 232 to 1302 code for a protein of 356 amino acids. Lineage: Eukaryota; Metazoa; Chordata; Mammalia; Primates; Lemuridae. The record is from RefSeq and is a predicted model, not a curated record.
CCAUUGCUCAGGCUGGCCGACAGGUGCCUUGGAGCCAUCGAGGAGAUGGAACGGCGCUCGACCAGGAUGAGGGGCUGCCUAGCCAAUAAAGCCGCCACCCCCUUAGCUGCGGGGCUUUGCUUUUUAACCCCUCGGCGAGGCCAGGGUUGGAGGGCUUCCGGCCGGAGGCCAUUAGAUGGGACACCCGGAAGGCGGAAGUCCUAGGGCGGAAGUGGCCGAGAGGAGAGGAGAAUGGCGGCGGAAAGCUGGUUUUGGCGCUGGGGCUGGGGCCGGCGGUGCCUGGGGAGGCCUGGGCUUCCUGGCCCCGGCCCUGGCCCCACUACACCUCUACUCCUUCUUCUGUUGCUGGGUUCUGUAGCUGCGGAUAUAACUGACGGCAACAGUGAACACCUCAAACGGGAGCAUUCGCUCAUCAAGCCCUACCAAGGGGUCGGUUCCAGCUCCAUGCCCCUCUGGGACUUCCAGGGCAGCACUAUGCUCACGAGCCAGUAUGUACGUCUGACCCCUGACGAACGCAGCAAAGAGGGCUCUAUCUGGAACCACCAGCCUUGCUUUCUCAAGGACUGGGAGAUGCACGUCCACUUCAGAGUCCACGGCUCGGGGAAGAAGAACCUCCACGGAGAUGGCAUUGCCCUGUGGUACACCCGGGACCGCCUCGCACCAGGGCCUGUGUUUGGAAGCAAAGACAACUUCCAUGGCUUAGCCAUCUUCCUGGACACGUAUCCCAAUGACGAGACCACUGAGCGCGUGUUCCCGUACAUCUCGGUGAUGGUGAACAAUGGCUCCCUGUCCUACGACCACAGCAAGGAUGGGCGCUGGACUGAGCUGGCGGGCUGCACGGCCGACUUCCGCAACCGGGAUCACGACACCUUCCUGGCUGUGCGCUACUCCCGGGGCCGUCUGACGGUGAUGACUGACCUGGAGGACAAGAACGAGUGGAAGAAUUGCAUUGACAUCACGGGAGUGCGCUUGCCCACCGGCUACUACUUUGGAGCCUCAGCUGGCACUGGUGACCUGUCUGACAAUCAUGACAUCAUCUCCAUGAAGCUGUUCCAGCUGAUGGUUGAGCACACGCCUGAUGAGGACAACAUCGACUGGACCAAGAUUGAGCCCAGCGUCAAUUUCCUCAAGUCACCCAAAGACAACGUGGAUGACCCCACGGGGAACUUCCGCAGCGGGCCCCUGACGGGCUGGAGGGUGUUCCUGCUGCUGCUGUGCGCGCUCCUGGGCAUCGUCGUGUGUGCGGUGGUGGGGGCCGUGGUCUUCCAGAAGCGGCAGGAGCGGAACAAGCGCUUCUACUGAGCAGGCGCGCCUGGCCGGGAAGGGCCUGACCUUGGGCCCAGGAACCAAUGUGAACUUUUUUUUACUGGGAUUGUAAAAGAACAACAGACAACCUUAUUUCUUAGCUGUUUCAAAGAAAUGAUUAAAGUAUUUUCGUACAUUUUGCUUCUUGCCCAGCAGGGACACAUAGGCAGCAGGGCCAGGGAUGAGGGUCUGGCGUCCCCGCGGCUGGAGCGGAGGCUGUCCCAGGGCCGCCUUCUCAGGAUGGGGGCUGUGCCUGGAGCUGGGCCGAGGCCCCUGCAGGCAGCUGUUGAACACUGGAGGGGCCCCUGGCCACGUUGGGGUGGGCUCCCGAGGACACGGGCAGUGAUCUGUGGUGUGGGGUGUGACAGUGGAUGGCCCAACCUGGGCGACCUGAGGGUCCUGCUCGGCCUGAGCUGCCUCCCGGGCAGACACUCAGGCAACGCUGGAGGGGUGACUUGGUGGGGCCCAGAGUGUGACCAUUUGCUAAAUAAAGUGACUUAACCAACCUCA